Messenger RNA from Elephantulus edwardii (Cape elephant shrew), 1236 nucleotides. RefSeq names its product glycogenin-2-like. Gene Ontology annotation, cellular component: cytoplasm. The record is from RefSeq and is a predicted model, not a curated record. Gene Ontology annotation, molecular function: glycosyltransferase activity. The transcript has 8 exons. The annotation marks the transcript as partial. NCBI's taxonomy places the organism in Eukaryota, Metazoa, Chordata, Mammalia, Macroscelidea, Macroscelididae.
GUAGCUGACCAGGCCUUCGUCACGCUGGCCACCAAUGAUGUGUACUGCCAGGGGGCGCUGGUCCUCGGACAGUCACUGCGGAACCACAGGGCCACCAGGAGGCUGGUGGUGCUGAUCACACCCCAGGUGUCCCACCCGCUCAGGAACGUCCUCUCGAGAGUCUUUGACGAGGUCAUCCAGGUGCACCCCAUAGACAGCGCGGACUACACACACCUGGCUUUGCUCAAGAGACCAGACCUGGGCGUCAGCCUGACCAAGCUGCACGGCUGGAUGCUUACUCAGUACAGCAAGUGUGUCUUCCUGGAUGCGGACACGCUGGUGCUGUCGAACAUCGACGAGCUGUUUGACAGGAGGGAGCUGUCGGCGGCCCCCGAUCCCGGCUGGCCGGAUUGCUUCAACAGUGGGGUCUUCGUCUUCCAGCCGUCCCUGGGCACCUACGGCCGCCUGCUUCAGCACGCCGCUGACCACGGAAGCUUUGACGGAGCUGAUCAAGGUCUCCUAAACAGCUUCUUCAGUGACUGGUCCACAGCGGAUAUCCACAAGCACCUGCCCUUUAUCUAUAACCUGGGCAGCAGCCUGGCGUACACGUAUAGCCCGGCUUUCAGACGCUUUGGUGCUGGGGCAAAGGUGGUGCACUUCCUGGGACCCACGAAGCCGUGGAGUUACGGGUACAACCCGCAGACGGGCUGCGUCGUGGGAGACGGUGUGGACGCCGGGGACCCCCACCAGCAGGCGUUUCUCAAUCUCUGGUGGAACAUCUACCACGCCAGCGUCCUGCCUCUUUUGGAGAGACAUCGAGAUGGGAACGUGCAAGAGGCCCCUGGACACGCGGUGCACCCAGGUGUUGACAGUGAUCAAGGUGCUGGUUCCGUGAGGGUCCCACCUCCUGAGGGACCCCCCGAGGACACCACGGUGGUGGAGGAGACCUCACCCUUCCCCAAGGAACGACAUGCAAAAGUGACGGAGGGGCGAGCUGGUGGCGACGUGCCUGUGGACACCUGGGAACACAGGGAGGAGUCCCCUUUGGAUGACAGGAGAGACAGGAGGGACCGGGCUCUGCAGGACGAGAUGGAGGUGACCCUGGCCGUGUCCAUGUCGGAGAUGCACAUCGAAGAGAAAAGGAGGGAGCCGAACCCCGAGGAGGAACGCAGGAAGUGGGAGGCUGGACAUAUAGACUACCUGGGCAGGGAUGCCUUUGCCCACAUCCAAGAGAAAUUGGACCGCUUUCUCCACUGA